GUUAACUCUAGUGAAUUUCUCCUCAAAAAGCUCCAAUCUACGCCGGAACAGUCACACAGCACAUUUAACUACAUUCCCCAUGAUGCCUUUCUGUCUCUGACUUCAUCUGUCCGCGCUAAACUGAGUUGGCCAUCAGCAAAAAGGCCGGCUGCUGCCAUCAUGACCAAACUUCUGGAGUGGUUGUUCGGCGUUUCGGUCGUCUUGGCCGUCUGGGCGGUGGUGGCCUUCGACCUGUUGGACUUGGAAGUGCCGCGUCCUUACCGAGAGGUGGCUUGGCCCAUGCCGCUGUACCUGCUUGUGUCCUUCGGCUGCUACUCCCUGGCCACGGUGGGCUUCCGGGUGGCCACUUUUAAUGACUGUGACCAGGCUGCCGAGGAGCUCCAGAAGCAAAUAAGAGAAGCUAAAGAGGACCUGAAGAGGAAAGGAUUAAAGAUGUAGAAUAAAACAAACUAUAUAUUUUUUGCAGACAUCUGGACAUGUACAGGACAUGAGACUCUAAACAGCAAUUUCAAAUGUGAUGUUGUUACCCAUUUAUCCAUGAAAUACCAAGUUAUCUCAUCCGAACAUUCUUCUAUCCUGAUUCAGACAUGAUUAAAUUAUUUUUCUUGA
Molecule: messenger RNA, 609 nt
Organism: Nerophis ophidion (straightnose pipefish)
Lineage: Eukaryota; Metazoa; Chordata; Actinopteri; Syngnathiformes; Syngnathidae
Product: dolichol-phosphate mannosyltransferase subunit 3-like
Exons: 2
Coding region: 160-438 (92 amino acids)
Biological process (GO): GPI anchor biosynthetic process
Cellular component (GO): dolichol-phosphate-mannose synthase complex; endoplasmic reticulum membrane
Source: RefSeq, a predicted model, not a curated record